Liolophura sinensis is the source of this 2770-nucleotide messenger RNA. RefSeq names its product protein farnesyltransferase subunit beta-like. The record is from RefSeq and is a predicted model, not a curated record. Gene Ontology annotation, cellular component: protein farnesyltransferase complex. Gene Ontology annotation, molecular function: protein farnesyltransferase activity. NCBI's taxonomy places the organism in Eukaryota, Metazoa, Mollusca, Polyplacophora, Chitonida, Chitonidae. Gene Ontology annotation, biological process: protein farnesylation.
AACCUGCAUCUUUCACAUCUAAGGAGCUCGUAUUUGACAACUGACUGCUUGGUCAGUUAGCGCGAUGUGCAACAGCUGAGGUUAAGCCUCACGAUGAGCCCACCUGUGCCCCGUUUACCACACAACCGUACGCCAUGUUCAUACUCAUAGAACUAUUACGCCUUUAAAAAGUGUUGUCACUGUACUGAUACGACAAACUUGAAUCACUAUUAUUUUGUGAAAUGCGUCCACGGGCCAAUGCAUCGUUGUUGAGCCCCAAUAUUAGGUUGGGCCGGAUACGAGCGCUCUUCUGUCAAUAGAGGUAACUUUCGAACUCAAAUAUGACCUCGGAAAAUUCUCGUCUUCGAUGCACUUGCCAAAACAGAAAGCAGCUGCGAUUUAACGACGACAAUGUGUCAACAGUUUCCUCAAGAGAACAGGAAAAGGUUGAGCAGUCUGUAGAUGAGGCAUAUGAAACAUUUAAAAGCCAUGCUGAGUUUGAACCAAGUUUACCUGAGCUUGACAGAAAACAACACUGUGCAUUUCUGUGGAAGGGGUUGGAGAAUUUGUCAGAGUCCUAUGAUUGUCUAGAUGCAAGUAGACCUUGGCUUUGUUUCUGGAUAUUGCACAGUCUGGAGAUCUUGGGGGAAGACAUACCAUGUGAAAUUGCUUCUCGCGUGGCAAAGUUUCUAGGACACUGCCAGUCCCCAGAUGGAGGAUUUGGAGGUGGCCCUGGUCAGGUACCUCACCUGGCACCCACCUAUGCUGCUGUCUGUGCCCUCUGUAUUCUCCAGACAGAAGAGGCAUUCAAGAUAAUUAACAGGAAAAAGCUACAAGAAUUUUUAUUCAAAAUGCGUUCUGAAGAUGGGGCAUUUAACAUGCAUGAGGGUGGAGAGGAAGAUAUCAGAGGUGCCUACUGCGCAGCCACAGUGGCCAGGCUAACUAAUGUGAUGACACCAGAACUGUUUGAUUGUACACCAGAGUGGAUUGUAAGUUGUCAGACUUAUGAAGGAGGAUUUGCUGGAUGUGCAGGAAUGGAGGCUCAUGGGGGAUACUCAUUCUGUGGUCUGGCUGCUCUAAUUCUGAUGGGAAAGGCUAAGCUGUGCAACAUCAAAGCUCUGUUGAGAUGGACAGCAAAUCGACAAAUGAAUUUUGAGGGCGGUUUCCAAGGGCGGACAAACAAGCUUGUUGAUGGUUGUUAUUCUUUCUGGCAGGGUGGAGCUUUCCCUCUGGUCCACAUGUGUUUAGCUCAGGAGGGAGAUAAAUGUCUGAGUGCAGAGCGUUGGAUGAGCCACCAGGAAGCGCUGCAGGAGUAUCUGUUAAUCUGUUGUCAGCACCCGUGGGGAGGAUUGAUUGACAAGCCAGGAAAACCGAGGGACUAUUACCACACCUGCUAUGCUCUCAGCGGAUUGUCAUUAGCUCAGCACUUUGCUGGGGGGAAAUUGGCCCACAAAUAUGUCAUAGGGAGCCCAGGAAAUGAAGUGAAAACUACCCACCCAGUCUUCAAUAUCGGGGUAGAUGCGGUACUUCAGGCAAACCAGUAUUUCAAAAACCUGCCAGUUCCUAGUCCGGAGAAUGCAGGAGACAGCUAACAGUUACCUAGGGUGCAGUGACAGGGAUGGUUUUCGCCACAUUACCCAUAUCAUGACAUGCCUCAUCAUUUCCUUGACUUGGUGUCUCUGUCUUACGCAGGCUUGGGAGAGUCUGGAGGGACAGGCAGUUGACCUAGUGGAUUUCGUUUAAUUUUUCUGUUACCUGUCAUAUUAACAUGCUUUUUAUAGCUUAUUUGAUGAGUAGCCGUAGUUCUGUUAUGGGCUGUCUUAGACACAACAUGUGAGAGUAUUGGUUAAAUCUUACAAUAAUUUUGAAUUCUAUGUGGUAACAAUAAACAGUAAUCUUUCUGCUGAAGCCUGGCCUGAUCACCUUGAUGCAGCAUUUUAUGAUUCUUCAGCUGUUACGGUAAACUUUGUCUUUGAGAGUAGUGGGAAGGAAAAUCAUAUUGUAAUGUUUGUUCCCAUUGUAAACAUCAUUUCUGCAGUUUUUUGAUCUUAAUUGAUAUCUUGCUUGUUGGAAACAUCGAAGAAAGCAAAUAUAUUGCUUUGUUGAUUAUUCAAACUACCUUGUGUUGACUGAAAAACACACCACUCAGCUUAUGUCUACCACUGCUUUACUAAAACAUUGAGGCCAUUACCUUAGUGUGCAAGGUGGUUGUGAGAUUUGGAAGUAUUUCUGAAAUAAGAUAAAGGAAAAGAUGUUUUAUGAACAUUACUUACUAUGUUAAGUCUCAGAUACCAGCAUUUUCUUUAUGUAAUCUCAAAAGAUUUUCAUGAAAAUUUACGCCUAAUAUCAGAAAUAUGAUAUAAUCAUCUUGAGACAGGUUUGUGUACUCAUCAGAAGUAUCCAUCAGAAAUAUCCAUCGGAACUAUCCAUCAGAACUAUCCAACACUUGUGGGAAACUUUCCAUGGGCAUUAUCAGGAUUCUUAUUGGAUGUUACCACACAUACCUUGUGAAUUUCUCUUCCAAAGAAUGUUUACUGAGCAGUUUUCAUGGUAUAAUUACUGAUGCAGCUGAAAAUUGCUUGUCAUGUUCUCCAAAGCUCAUUGUCUCUUUGCCUGUGUUUAUUAUCGUGUAACUUCCUGCCCACAAAGAGGAUUAUUUUGGUGUCCAUUGCAACAUUAAAUGCAUGGAUAAAUAAAUAUGCAGGGAGAUGUUGAAAAAAUUAUACAUCUUUGUUUUGUCUUGCAUCUUCACGAUUUAUAUCUUAAUGGAUUUUGUAGGAAUAGAGCUCAA